UUCAGUCGUUUUAAAACUGGCCGCGAACGAGUACCCACGCCCACUUCCGCCUCUUCAGAUAUCGCGCUCGCCGCUGAGCUUACGCCUACUCUAGAGUGUUCGCCAUGUCUGCUGACGCUUGGACGGCGAACGCCAACGAGACGCUCUCGAUAUCGCUAGUCGCCCCCGCGACCGGCGACAUGAGCGGGCUCAAGACUAUCGCCACUUUUAAUCCUAGGUUUACAUACCCAGUCUUUGGCGAUGACGAGGCCAUCUUUGGCUACCAGAACCUCAAGAUUGACCUCCGCUACGGCGCGAGCGAUAUGCGGCCCAACCUUGCCAUCUCAUACAGCAAGAAGUUCAAGGCGAUAGGCGAGACGAAGGCGGCCGAUAUUGAGGAGGCCCUGCGCGACUUCCUCCCCGAGGUAGCCUUUCAGAAACAACGCGACUUUGAUACGGCAGUCAAGCGGCUCCGCGACAACUGGACUCCCCCGGGCGAGCUAGUGACGACGUUUGCCAGUAGGGCUGCGACGUAUGAAGUCUGGAAAUCUAAUCUUGCCGAUCAGGCCGUAAAGCAGCUUGUCUCGCGUAUCCAGAUUCUUGUGCCCCUUUUCAUUGAAGGCGGUACGGCUAUCGACGUUGAUGACCCAGAUGCUGAUCGGUGGACGGUAUUUUUCCUCUACCAAAAGGCCCCGGUAGUUGGCAAGCCCGGCGCAUUCUCUUAUCUGUUUGCAGGCUAUAGCACUGUAUAUCGCUUCUUCUUGUUCCGGCCGCUCACGCCUCCUGCGUCUCCGUCCGAGAAGGACGCGACUCAGCACAAAGCUGAGGAAGAGUUGGCUCUGGGCAAGGACGACUUUGAUCUACUGCAGCUCCCUUGCCGGACCCGCAUCUCCCAGUUUCUCGUCAUCCCGCCCUUCCAGCACAAGGGCCUGGGGCCGCAGCUCUACAGCAUCAUCUACCAAGAAUAUCUCAAGCACCCCCAGACACUUGAAAUCACUGUGGAGGAUCCAAACGAGGCUUUUGACGACAUGCGGGAUGUCGCGGAUCUUCGCUUCCUGCGGCAGACCCUAGAGUUCAGCGCGCUGCACAUCAACACUAGCAUUGUCGUCCCCAAACACGGCCCCGCACCAGCCAACAUUGUCGACAAGGACGCUUCGGAGGCAGUGCGGAGGAAGUACAAGAUCGCGCCGCGGCAGUUCUACCGGGUCCUGGAGAUGCACCUCAUGUCGAAGCUGUCCGACGCCGUGCGGCCGGGGAUCUUCCCCGAGAAGUCGACAGCCCGGGCGACGAAGCAGGACGAGCACAGAUACAAGCUAUGGAGGCUGAUGGUCAAAAAGCGCCUAUACAUCCACAACAAGGACGAGCUCGGCCAGAUCGAGGUCCCCGAGCGCAUCGAGAAGCUCAAUGAGACCGUCUCCGGCGUCGAGUUCGACUUUGCGCGGCUGGUAGCCAAGGCCGAGGCCCAGCCGGAGGCUUCGGCCGUCUCCAAUGGAAAACGGAAAAUAGGUAAUUUAGACACGAGCAUGAACGGAGGCACGGGCAUGGGCGUGAGCGUGGGCAUGUAGCACGAGUAUGGACAGCCUGGACUUGUUGCAACCAGCUUGUUGUACGACUCGGGUCUGGGCCAGAGCAAAAGCAGGAGUCCGCAUGGUCUCCAUACAUGAGGAAGUAAACUGUCGCCAUGGACAUCGUGUCCAUUGCUGCCUUUGGUUUGUUUGCGCUAAUACCUUUAUGAGCCUGUCUGGCUUGGAGAUGGAGCAUGGACAAGCAGGUGGGAAAUGAGCAUUGAUCUUUUUUAGUGUCUUACGGGGGGGGGGGAGGUCUUUGUUGUUUGGUUCUUUAUAGGGGU
Messenger RNA from Lasiosphaeria miniovina, 1828 nucleotides. Its product is annotated as acyl-CoA N-acyltransferase. Bases 105 to 1544 code for a protein of 479 amino acids. Gene Ontology annotation, biological process: subtelomeric heterochromatin formation. Gene Ontology annotation, cellular component: nucleus. Gene Ontology annotation, molecular function: histone binding; histone H4 acetyltransferase activity. NCBI's taxonomy places the organism in Eukaryota, Fungi, Ascomycota, Sordariomycetes, Sordariales, Lasiosphaeriaceae. The record is from RefSeq and is a predicted model, not a curated record. The transcript has 3 exons.